CUCGAAGAGUCUGGGUGGGAGGGGGAGGCGCUGAGUGCGGAGGCACGCCCGGGCAACCAAACCCACAAACGCGCGGGAUGGCGGGCUGCUGACCACACCGGGAAGCCUCCGAAGGCCAUAAAGGGAGGGGAAGGGAGCCCUGCCCCUCCCCAAGCCCCCCUCCUUCCCUCUCCGGCUGGAAGGCAUCGCCCGGGAUGUUGGCAUGGCCAAGGCGGAGGAGGGGGAGGCGAGCGGGGCGCGGGAGGCCUCGGCGGAUGCGGGGCGAGGAGGGGCCCCUCCGCCGGCGCCGCAGCCCCCUCCCCCCCGCCCGGGGGCCCCGCUGAGCGCCGAGGAGGCCGAGUGCCGCAUCUGCUACAACCGCUUCGACCUGGAGCGCCACGCGCCCAAGAUGCUGGGCUGCCUGCACACCUUCUGCCGGGCGUGCCUCUCCCAGCUGCACCGGAGGCAGCCCCGCUCCCCUACCGACGGGGAAGGCGCCUCCUGGGCCUCCUCCUCCUCCUCGCCGCCGCGCUCGCCCUUCCUGGCCUGCCCCGUUUGCCGCGCCCUCACCGCCCUGCCCGCCGGCCGCGUCCAGAACCUGCCCGUCAACACCGGCCUGGUGGAAGCCAUCCUGCUGCAGCUCCGCGGCUGGGAGCCCUUGCUCCGGGACCUCCGCUCCCAGCGGCCCCUCUUCCCCAAGCCCGGCGCCUCGUCCCCGCCCGCCUCGUCCUCGCCCUCGUCGUCCUCCUCGCCCUCCCCUUCGGGCGCUGUCACCUUCCGCUCCUUGGAAGCCGGGACGUGCUUGCAGGAGCCCCGCAGUGUCAGCGAGGAGGAGGAGGAGGCGGCGCAGAGCUGCACGGCCGUGUGCCGGAGGAAGGCCGGCUGCGCCUGCUUCCUCUUCCUGGCGCUGGCCUUGGCGCUGCUGGCCGCCGCCUGGAUGGAGUGGCUGACCGGCUCGCUCUUCCUGGCCGUGGCCCUGCUGCUCCUCUUCGCCUCCACCGUGCCUUUCCUCUACAGCUUCAACAGGACCUUCCGCAGCCAGCCACGCACCAUCUUCUUCACGCGCGCCCCGGCGGGAGGCUCCAGGGAGGGCGCCCUCACCCGCGGGGGGACCCUCAGCAGCAGCAGCAGGCCUUCCGCCGACGGGAGGAGCCGGUGGUAGGAAAGCCGGGCUGGCAUCACACGGAGGGGAGAAGGAGGCCUCCCAGGCGGGGGGACACAAUCAAGGCACUCCCGACAGAUGGCCAGUCAGCCUCUAGAGCAGGCACGGGCAAACUUGGGCCCACCAGGUGUUUUGGACUUCAACUCCCACAAUUCCUGACCUCAUCUUCCUCCCCCCCAAACAUGUUUUGGACUUCAACUCCCACAAUUCCUGGCCUCAGGCCCUUCCUUUUCCCCCUUCAGCAUGUUUUGGA
Molecule: messenger RNA, 1394 nt
Organism: Anolis sagrei ordinatus
Lineage: Eukaryota; Metazoa; Chordata; Lepidosauria; Squamata; Anolidae
Product: ring finger protein 228
Biological process (GO): protein ubiquitination
Molecular function (GO): ubiquitin protein ligase activity
Source: RefSeq, a predicted model, not a curated record